Rhodofomes roseus is the source of this 1005-nucleotide messenger RNA. RefSeq lists its product as uncharacterized. The transcript has 5 exons. The coding region runs from base 1 to 1005 and encodes 334 amino acids. The record is from RefSeq and is a predicted model, not a curated record. Lineage: Eukaryota; Fungi; Basidiomycota; Agaricomycetes; Polyporales; Fomitopsidaceae.
AUGGUCGAAGUUGCCCUUGUCACCGUCAACUUGGCGACAGUAGCCCUGGAAAGUGUCCUCUAUGGAAUAUUCCUCGUCCUCGCUUCGGCUUCCGUAUAUUUCAAUGUAUCCCGGUCUGCCUCGGCCAGACGACCUCGAGGCCGUCGAUGUUGGCUACUGGACCCAAUUUCCGUAGGUUCGGCUCUCAUUUCGCUCACGAUAACCGGGCACUGGAUCACGACAAUCGCCCGGCUCUUUGAUGCGUUUGUCAAUUGCAACGGUAGUGCGACCCCACUGGAAUACUAUAGUACCAUCUGGCUGUCAAGCGAAGCUGCCCAAUCCUCUUUCCUCAUCGCCACGCUUAUCCUCUGUGAUUCUAUGCUGAUAUACCGUUUAUGGGUUGUCUGGGGUUACAACUACGUGGUCGCUAUAUUACCGAUGUGCGCUCUGCUAGGAUUCUGCGUCGCCGGACCAGUCGCUGUUUACGAACAGACACUUAUUCGAGGCAGUAUUUUCGCUCAGACCGUGGUGCAAUGGGUCGACGCAAGCUACGGUUUGACAUUUGCGCGAGUUACUCAUCAGAUGCUGCGACGGAACUGGAAGUCUAACUCUUGUUGUGUAGGACGAACAUAUAUAGCACUUGUAAAUGCUCUAUAUACUGUCAUCGCGAAUCUAGCUAAGGCUUCGACAUUUAGGUCGUAUGCGAUCUUCUUCCUCAUCACAUAUAGGGCGAAAAGCAACGUACAAUUCUUCACCAUCGACACGCUCUGCCCAGUGACUGGUAUAGCAUUCAUGCUCAUCAAUGUUCGUGUCGGGUUAGGCUGGGCAGCGCGGGGAGCUUCACUCAUUUCAAGUUCACCCUCUGGCUCGAGCUCCCAGGCUGUACGCGGUGGUACUGUGCAUUCAGAAAUGGCGUUCGCCAUGCGUCCAGUAACAGUCGACGUUAUAACCGUUAUUCAUCAAGACAUGGGCGAUGACUUGGAGGAAUCUCGAGUGAAGUCGGAUUAUAAUACUACUGCAUUGUAG